AUGACCCUGUCCGGCGCAGGCGGCGGAGACAUGUCCGGGCACACGACGCUCGCGCCUGACGACGUGGACAUCGACGUGGUCGGAGAGGGCGACGACUGCGACUGCGACGACAGCAUCGGCGUCGGCAGCGGGCUGGAACGCGAGGACAGCGACUGCGAGGGCGCGCGGGCGGCACGCGGCGUGCUCGGCGACGAUGAUGAUGAGAUGGAGGACGCGGUCGGGGAGGAGGACGCCGACGUGAAGGAGCGCAGGAACGGCGGUGAGUGCAAAGGCGACGGCGAGGAGGAGAGCGGAGGAGGAGGAAGCGGUGGCGGCGGCGGCUCGUGCGCUCAGGCGCCCUCCUCCAAGCCCAAGAGCGCGCUGGUGAAGCCGCCGUACUCGUACAUCGCGCUCAUCACCAUGGCCAUCCUGCAGAGCCCGCAGAAGAAGCUGACGCUGAGCGGCAUUUGCGAGUUCAUUAGCAACCGCUUCCCGUACUACCGCGAGAAGUUCCCCGCCUGGCAGAACUCAAUCCGCCACAACCUGUCGCUCAACGACUGCUUCGUCAAAAUCCCGCGCGAGCCGGGCAACCCGGGCAAGGGCAACUACUGGACGCUGGACCCGCAGUCCGAGGACAUGUUCGACAACGGCAGCUUCCUGCGCCGCCGCAAGCGCUUCAAGCGCCAGCCGGACGUCCUGCGCGACCAGGCGGCGCUGGUCAUGCACGGCUUCGGCGCCGCGUACGGCCCGUACGCGCGCCCUUACGGCGGCGUGCACCCAGCGGCCGCGGUGGCGUACGCGCACGCGCAGGCGCACGCGCACGCCGCAGCCCUCCAGUACCCUUACGUGACGCCCGCCGUGGGCCACGUGCUGCCGCCCGCCGUGCCCCUGUUACCCUCUGCGGCCGAGCUGAGCAGGAAGGCGUUCGGGGCGCAGCUGGCGCAGCUCGCGCCCGGGCUCCAGCUGCAGCUGGGCGGCUUGGGCAGCGCCGGCACGGGAGUCACGGCGGCCACGACGCACGCGCCUGUCACACCCGCCAUCAAGCGCGAGCCCACGUGCCCGCGACCCUCCUUCACCAUCGAGAACAUCAUCGCCGGAAACAACACCAGCAGCAGCAACACCAGCUGCAGCCCGGCCUUUCUUCGGUCCCCGGUCCUGACCGCGCCGUCGCUGGCGCUCGCGCGGACGUCGCCCGUGCUCAGCGCGCCCACCACACUCGUCCCGGGACAGUUUCUGACCGCGGCCAGCACGGUGGCACCGUCCAAAUGGGCAUCGCAGUGAAAAAGACACUAAAAAAAUACAAACUGUUGUUUUUUUUAUACUUGUAAUAUUUAAAGGAGGGAGGGCAGAGACUGUAGCACUGGAGCGGCCGCCGCACUGUAGCCAUGUACAGAGACUAAAAGAGACUGAAAAACAGAGACAAAUACGCAGAAUGGAGGGAUGAUGAUUUCAGCACAGGUAAAAUCUGUAAAUAUUUGUAUAAAAGAAAUGAAACGUACUUGUUCCACUAUUUUUGUUGAAUCUCUUUAUUUUGCUUUAUUUUAUUCUCUAUUUUUUGUUAUUUCAUCUGCUGUUCUUUAAAUGUUAUC
Messenger RNA from Colossoma macropomum (tambaqui), 1568 nucleotides. It is a transcript of the gene foxd3, whose product is annotated as forkhead box D3. The record is from RefSeq and is a predicted model, not a curated record. NCBI's taxonomy places the organism in Eukaryota, Metazoa, Chordata, Actinopteri, Characiformes, Serrasalmidae. Gene Ontology annotation, biological process: cell differentiation; anatomical structure morphogenesis; regulation of transcription by RNA polymerase II. Gene Ontology annotation, molecular function: RNA polymerase II cis-regulatory region sequence-specific DNA binding; DNA-binding transcription factor activity, RNA polymerase II-specific. The transcript has a single exon. The coding region runs from base 1 to 1260 and encodes 419 amino acids.